ACCGAUUGAUCACCCCUAAAGUCUGGGUCAAACGAAUUUUGUAUCUCAUAUUAAUGCAGAUCUCACAGGCAUUUCAGAGCGGAAUUAAGCCGCCGAUACACAUCAUUCUCGAUGCAUUGCGGAGCUUUUAACGAGUAGCAUGUAUUGCGUUAGUCAAAAAUCACCGCCCCUCCACCCCCAUGCUUUUUACUCCUCCCGUUACGAUCGGCAAAUUUCGGGGGUGGGUUCUGAUUAUUCUGGAUCGAACGGGGACGGUACUUGUUCAAGGCAUAUGGCAUCAGAAGCAAUCGAUAUUAACAGUGCUUGGUAUUUAUUAUUCGAUCAUCUGUUCUGACC
Pyricularia oryzae 70-15 is the source of this 336-nucleotide messenger RNA. RefSeq lists its product as uncharacterized. NCBI's taxonomy places the organism in Eukaryota, Fungi, Ascomycota, Sordariomycetes, Magnaporthales, Pyriculariaceae. The record is from RefSeq and is a predicted model, not a curated record. The coding region runs from base 140 to 334 and encodes 64 amino acids. The transcript is spliced from 2 exons.